This is a messenger RNA of Pedinophyceae sp. YPF-701, 2238 nucleotides long. Lineage: Eukaryota; Viridiplantae; Chlorophyta; Pedinophyceae. The record is from the annotation of a GenBank genome assembly.
AUGGCGCCCAAGAAGAAGGCCGGCAUCGCGCCGGCGGCCCACGUCGCGACCGGCGACCCCGCGGUGGACGCGGCCGGGGAGGGUGACCUUGCACGACUUGAGCAGCUCCUCGAGUCGCAGGGGAGGGCCAUAUUGAGCUCACGAGCCCCAGAUGGCACGACACCACUGAUCGCAGCCGCGCGCGCCCACAAGCUCGACGCCGUCCGACUCCUCGUCCAGAAAGGCGCCGACGUCAACGCCCGCGGGCCCGCUAAGGCCGGCCCGACGCCGCUCCUCGCGGCGUGCCAGGCGGGCGCGUUCGCGGUCGCGAGCGAGCUCCUCGCCUCCCGCGGCUGCGACGUGCGCGCCGCGAUGCCCCAGACGGGCUACACGGCCUUGCACUGCGCUGCUGCCGCGGGGGGCAGCUCCCACGAGGACGACGCGCUGCUGACGCUCGCCGCGGAGCUCGUCGCCGCGGGGCUGCCCGUGGACCGGCGCGCCGUCGCGGGCCCGAACGAGGGCCGGGGUAUGACAGCAAUGCAGAUUGCGUGCGUCACCGGGAAGGCGCGGCUCGCGGCGGCGCUGGUGGGAAUGGGCGCGGACGUCAACCUGCCGCUCUGCAUGAUGGACAAGGAUCCGGGGGCGAGGGCCGACGGAGGCGCGCGGAAAAAGACGAUGAAGGCAUGGGGGCCGCAGGACGUGCAGCCGCAGGAGGGCGACGGCGACGGGGAGGACGAGGCGCAGGAGUCCGAGCAGCACCGGGCGCAGGCGGCGCUCCUCGACGCCCUCAAAAUACUGCCCCCCGACCACCUCAUCGUGCCCGCGUGCUCCGCCAUCGCCGCGCUCGCGGGCGCCGUCCUGGGCGCGAUCCUCGCGCUCCUCCGCAACGGCACGGCCGACCCGCUCGCGUUCCUCAUCAAGGGCGCCGCCGGAGCCGCGCUCUUCGCCGUGUCCGGCGCGUUCCUCGGCCGCCGCCUCCGCGCCCUCUUCCGCCCGCUGCACAUGCACCCGCUGCACGUCGCGAUCGCCAACGGGCACCACCUCGCGGCCAAGUCGAUCGUCGACAGCCCGAAGUUCGACAUCUCCGCGCUCACCGUCCGCGACGGCCUCACCUGCCUCCACGCGGCCGCGCAACAGGGGUACGCCGACGUCGUCAAGGCCCUCGUCGAGCGCGGGCACCCCGUCGACGCGCCCGCGGCCGACGGGAUCACCCCGCUGCACGUCGCCGUCUCGGAGCGCCGCCCGGACAUCACGUCGCUGCUGCUGAAGCUCGGCGCGGACCCGAACACGUCGUUCCAGGGGUUCAACGUCCUGACGGGCGCGCUGCUCUUCUCGUCGCCGGAGGUGACGCGCGCGGUGCUCGCGAGCCCGAAGCUCGACGUGUCCGCGGCGUCGCCGAACGGCUGGGUCCCGGUGUUCGCAGCCGUGUUCCGUUGCACUCCGGGGUACCUCACCAUGAUGAAGCUGCCGGUCAGCCCGGCGUCGUACGCCGAGCAGGUCGACGCGACGCGGCCGCUGCUGACGGCGAUCUUGGCGAAGAAGCCCGACUUGGCCGAGCUCAGCCAGGGCCAGCUCGCGCCGCUGCACCUGGCGUGCAUGCAGGCCGCGGAGCGCGUGGUUCCGAUCGUCGAGGAGCUGCUGGACGCCGGGGCGGACAUGACGGCGUGCGACGGGCGCACGGCGGACACGCCGCUGCACCACGCGUGCAAGUCGGGCCGCCCGGAGACGGUGCGGCUGCUUCUGCAGCGUGGGGUCGCGGUGGACAUCCUGGCGAUGGACGACCGGACGCCGCUGCACGUGGCGGCGAACGAGGGGCGCGCGGAGAUCGUGAGGAUGCUGCUGCAGGCCGGGGCGAGCAAGACGGCGAAGUCGGAGGCGGGCGCGACGCCGGCGGAGAUGUGCAAGGCGCGCCUGACGAGCGACGGGUUCUCAGGGCUCCCGGUCGAGCAGCAGCAGGGCCUCGCGCUCACGUACAAGCUGCUGACGGGCGAAACUGCGAAACUUGUGCGGAAACAACCCCCCGCCGCCGGGGCCCCGCCCGCCGCGGCGCCGCCGGCGCAGGCCGUCCGGCCGGCGCAGGCCGUGCUGCUGACGGGCGCGAAGGACCGCUGCAACCACUGUGGGAAGCUCGAGUCGCAGCUAGCGAGCAGAAAGCUGAGCGCGUGCUCGCAGUGCCGGAACGCGCACUACUGCUCGCGGGAGUGCCAGCGCGCGGCGUGGAAGUCGCACAAGCCCGAGUGCAAGGCGCAGCAGGCGUGA